AAUAAAAGUGUUCACGACAAGACGUACAGUGACGUAAUUUCCGGUUUGAACGGAGGCGCAGCAGUAGCAAAUCAGGGCGAUUGACGCGCGAGAUCAUGUAUGAGAGAGCCCGGUUUACGAAAACAUCGGACACUGUGGGGAAAAAGUAGCUGUCUUCAUGAAGUUUUAAUUGUCACAUACUCUCAGCUGUAAACACCGGACAGAAAUCCAAGAUGCCCAUUCCUCCCCCUCCCCCUCCUCCCCCCACCCUUAUCCAGGCAAACACAACCCCUCCCAAGCUGAGCCGAGAUGAAACGAAGGGCAGAGGGGCAUUGCUCUCUGAUAUCUGCAAAGGGACCAAGCUGAAGAAAGUUGGCGUUGUCAAUGACAGGAGUGCACCUAUGAUUGAGAGUAAGUGGAAGACACCUGAGAAUAGCAUGAAUUUGAUAGGUCAGCAAACGUGGGACAUCACUGAAUUCUUUUGUGGUUUUCCAGAGCCGAAAGGAAGUGGCGGAGGUGUGUCCAGCAGUGGAGGGUCUUCUGCACCGGUCCAGCCGGUGGGAGGGCUGUUUCAGGGUGGCGUCCCGAAAUUACGAUCUGUAGGAGAUGGUUCUGCAGGUAGGUCUGCAUUGCACCCUCCUGGCACUCGUUCUGCUGCUCCUCGCCUCCCCGGCAGCCUCGAUGAACCCAACAGUCCCUCUCAGCAGGCCUCUCCUCCAGAGUCUGGCCGUUCCCAGAGACCGUCCCUGCCUGAUCUCUCCCGUUCCCCCGGUGGAGGCAGCAGCCCGUCUACAGGCAUGAAGCACAGCUCUUCUGCCCCACCUCCACCACCCCCCAUGUCUCGGCGUGGAAAUGCUCCUCCUGCCCCACCGCAGAAAGCCACAGCGCCCUUGUACAAUCGUGAAAAGCCACUUCCGCCGACUCCAGGGCAGCGAGGACCUUCUCCAGCACCGGUGCGUGAAAAUGCACCCCCUCCACCAGUGAAACCUCCUCCGUCACCUGCGAGCAGCCGCUCGUCUUCAUCCUCUUCUUCCUCCCUGGCUCCGCCGCCGCCCCCUUACCGUCAGCAGUCUGGGGUUUCCAAUGGCCCCUCCAGUCCUGUGAAUGAGGCAGCCCCCGAACUGCCCCAGAGACACAACUCACUCAGCAAGAAGCCUUCUGCAGGUGGACACACACCGACACGUGGACAUGCGCCGCCUCCACCAUCGUCACCCACCCCACAGGCCGCCAGACCCCCUCCUCCAGCACGAGAGCCCCCGGGACGAGGCGCAGCUCCUCCAGUUCCUGGGCAGUCGUCACGAAAUGGCCGGGAUGCUCCUCCGCCCCCUCCACCUCCUUACCGGACUCAUGGCACUACCUCGGAUGUCCCAAGCCGAGGCAAGCCCCCUCCUCCCCCGUCCCGCACACCAGCUGGACCCCCGCCCCCUCCCCCACCCAUCCGCAAUGGACACACUUCCAUUUCCCGUUCCUUUGUAGAUGAUUUUGAGUCCAAGUAUUCUUUUCAUCCUCUGGAUGACUUUCCUCCUCCAGAAGAGUACAGACACUUCACUAAGAUAUACCCAAGCAAAGCUAACAGAGUAAUGAGAGGAGCCCCUCCUUUGCCGCCUGUUGGGAGGUAAACACUGUGACCAGUUGCUCGGGCUGCAUCGGCGACGAGGGUUCCUCAUACAGACCCAUGCGCUCAUAAACAGACAAUCUCACAUGCACAUCUAAAGACACAAAGCCUGCACCUUAUUAACAGCCAUUCCCCCAUCGGAUAACAUUCCUCUACAUUCCAGCAAGCUCCAUUGUAUCACCUUAGUCUGGUGCGGAAGGUCGUCUUCGCUCAGAAAAGAGUGAGAUGAAGGAAAGUAUUGCAUUCCAUCAUCAAUAACAGCUAACUUGAUUGUUUUCUCUUGUACCUAGGUAGCACUGCACAUUUGGUUGGAUGUGCACAGAGCUAGACGUGGCCGUCAGAGCCUGUAUGUAGGUAAAGCGUAGCACUUGAGAUGGGAAGCGGAAAGCAUGUCCCUGGAAAAUGUCUUAACUACUACGUCAGGCAACAUGUUCAAUGUUUUGUUGUUGGUUUUUCCUCUCAUCCGCUACCCCAUGUUAUGCACUGUGAAUAAUCACUCAGAGCAGAAAGCGUCUGAGUGUGAGCUGAACUGUAAAAACUGUAAGCGUUAGAUGUUUUUGUCUUUUGUCCUGGUCGUGUCCCUUUCAGGGACAAGCCAUUAUCUUUAAGUUCUCUCAGGGGGUUUGUUGGACUUCAUUACCCUCCGGUAAGUUUGUGAACGUAAGGUCCAGAAGUGCCAACAGAUGCUCUGCCAUUAAUAAAUCAGCAUGGCUCCUUCAGUCGUAACACAA
Cyprinus carpio (common carp) is the source of this 2325-nucleotide messenger RNA. It is a transcript of the gene wipf2b, whose product is annotated as WAS/WASL interacting protein family, member 2b. Lineage: Eukaryota; Metazoa; Chordata; Actinopteri; Cypriniformes; Cyprinidae. The record is from RefSeq and is a predicted model, not a curated record. Gene Ontology annotation, molecular function: actin binding.